Alternaria atra is the source of this 1494-nucleotide messenger RNA. RefSeq lists its product as uncharacterized. The transcript is spliced from 3 exons. The coding region runs from base 1 to 1494 and encodes 497 amino acids. Gene Ontology annotation, cellular component: plasma membrane. Gene Ontology annotation, molecular function: transmembrane transporter activity. NCBI's taxonomy places the organism in Eukaryota, Fungi, Ascomycota, Dothideomycetes, Pleosporales, Pleosporaceae. Gene Ontology annotation, biological process: transmembrane transport. The record is from RefSeq and is a predicted model, not a curated record.
AUGUUUGGAAGGAAAGAGAAAGAUGAACCGUCUGCGGACUUUGAAAAGACGGACCCAGUCCCACGUUACGACAACACCUACGAUGACGACCCAGCGCUCGUCCCUUGCCCUCCCAACACCACGGAGUCGAAACUCGUGGCUAAGAUCGAUCUUCAUGUCAUUCCUUUCCUCUGCAUCAUGUACCUCCUGGCCUUCCUGGAUCGUGUCAACAUCGCAAAUGCAAACGUUUUUGGUCUCAGCACAGAACUCGACCUAGUACGAGAUAACCGCUACAAUACUGCCCUGGUCAUCUUCUUUGUUCCUUACAUUCUGUUCGAGAUCCCAUCUAAUGUUCUACUCAAGAAGAUGAAGCCUCGCGUCUGGCUCAGUAUCUGCAUGUUUGGUUUCGGGCUUGUUACCAUGCUACAAGGCUUCGUGCAGAACUACGCUGGUUUACUCGCGACUCGAUUCUUUCUCGGUGUAUUCGAGACCGGCAUGUUUCCCGGCGCGUUCUAUUUGAUUGGUAUGUGGUACCGGAGACACGAGGCGCAGAAGCGAUACUCGUUCUUCUUCAGCUCAACCACUCUGGCCGGAGCCUUUGGCGGACUGCUAGCCUCCGCGAUUGGCAAGAUGGACGGGAUGCGAGGAUACCGCGGCUGGAGAUGGAUUUUCAUUCUCGAAGGCUUGUUGACCGUUCUGGUUUCCUUCGCUUUCUUCUUCUUGCUUCCAAAUUUCCCAGAGGAGGUCAAGUGGCUCUCCGAGCCUGAACGUGCUUUUGUCAAAGCCAGGCUCCAAAUCGACCAAGGUCGCUCCGCGCGCGAACGACCCAUCAAAGCCAAGGACGUUGCAAAUAUCUUCAAGGACCCCAAGAUUCUUAUUGGCGGACUCAUGUACUUUGGAUUGAUUGUGCCCGCCUACGGAUACGCUUACUUCUCCCCUACCAUCAUCCAGGAUUACGGCUACUCACCCAUACAAACACAACUACAUAGUGUACCUCCAUGGGCAGCCGCUUUCGGUUUCUCCAUGCUUGUUGCGUGGUUCUCGGAUAGGCUCAAGCACCGCUUCAUGUUCGCCAUGUUUCCAAUUGCAGUCUGCAUCACCGGAUUCGCUAUCCUCAUUUCCGUACAUGACAAUCGCGAUCUGCAGUACGCAGCGCUCUUCCUGGUAGCAAUGGGAGCCUACACCGCUAUGCCAGUCAUCGUAUGUUGGUUCAAUAUGAACUUGGGUGGCCACCACCGUCGAGCUGUGGGAAGUGCAUGGCAAGUCGGUUUCGGUAACAUUGGCGGUAUCAUCGCCGUCUACUCUUUCUUGAAGAAAGACGCGCCAAAAUACACGCGAGGAUACUCAAUCGCCAUCGGCUUUGUAUGCCUCAGUGCACUGAGUUGCUGCGCAUACUUCGUCAUGUGUAGUUGGGCAAACCGGAAGAGAAACAAGAGUGUCAGGGAUGUUGGUUUGACAGAGUAUGAGAAGACUGAAAUGGGUGAUUUGAAUCCGGAAUAUCGCUAUCUUUUGUAG